CUCAAGGAUCAAGACAGACGCAGUGUUGACAAAAAACUGGCCUACAGUAGUAAAGCGAAAGUACUAGCAGGAAAUACAGUGUAGAUAUUGCUCGUUUUGCAGGAGGUGCAAGUUUCCACAAGUGGUAGUUUGGAAAAUAGAGGAUAAUUGAUGGGAUAGAUCAAAAGUGAAUGAUACGAUGUCGUACAGGUCAUUCAUACCAUUAGCUACAUGUAUACCGUAUUACGGUUGACCAAUAGACGCAAUGUCUCAGCUGGAGAAGCACAUGCCUCCAACAUCCUUGAAGGUCAAGACAUCUGGUUACCAACCACAGCAGGGUACCAGUUCACCCUAUUGGAACUGUGGAUGUACUGGACAGAAUGGCAGACGAGACGUAGAAUGGCAUUGUGGGAGCAUCACCAGCGAAGCGAGUCCAUUGCCGAGUGACGCAUCAAAUUCAUCCAGUCCUGCUUCGGACUACUGUCCUGCUCAGUGUGAUUGUGAUCACCUGUCCACUAGUCCCGAUGAGCAACACUCCCUCCCCACUAGACUAAACUUUUCCCGCCAUGACACGGUGGGCUACACACACUGUGACGGACAGGGUCAGGUAUGGUGCGAUGGUAGGAAUCGCUCUCAUUCUAGGAUCCCAUUGGAUUCCCUGAGACCUCUCAGUCCGGGUUCGUCAGCUGUGGCCAUGAAGACAUUGCUGGACAAUGUGUCUUGUCUGGACGACUUUGACAGAGAAGAAAUUGGCAGUGGGUUCUUUUCAACAGUCUACAAGGUGCAGCAUAAGAAGACAGGGCAGGUCCUAGUUCUGAAGCUGAACAACAAGGAGUCAAGUUUUGCUGGCGUCAUCCAAGAAAUUCAGCUGCUUAAGAAACUACAGCAUCCAAACAUUAUCAAGCUUCUUGGUGUGUGCGUUCACGAAGCCAAUAUCCACGCACUCAUAGAGUACAUGAAUGGAGGUUCCUUGAGUAAUAUCUUACUGGAUGAGACGCUCCAUCUGUCUUGGAUGGUGCGUAUGGGUGUUGCCAAGGAUAUAGCAUCAGGGAUGAGCUACCUUCAUAUGCACUCUGUUAUCCACCGAGAUCUGACAUCGAUGAACUGCCUCAUUAAAAAAGCUAGUAAUGGUGCCAUGCAUACUGUGGUCGCAGACCUAGGACUGGCAGCGAGAAUACCCAGAGAUCCAUCAGAGAAGUUACAAACUGUUGGGACGCCAUUCUGGGUGUCACCGGAAAACCUCAGCGGGAAAUUCUACACGGAAAAAACGGAUUUAUUUUCCUUUGGGAUCAUCUUGUGUGAGAUCAUAGCCAGAGUGACUGCAAACCCGGAUGAACUUCCCAGAUUACAUAAUUUUGGACUAGACAUGGAAGCAUUCCGUACGCUAAGUGGUAACUGCCCAGAACAGUUUCUCCUUCUUGCUUUCAGCUGCAGCAACAUGGAACCCAGCAAGCGGCCGGCUUUUACAGAAGUUGUGCUGAGUAUCAGGAACAUAGAAACUGAUUACAACAGACACAGCAAACGAGCUCCAUCGCUGUCAGGUCGUAUGAGAUCGCAGUCAACCCUUGUUGCAUCCUACCCAUCCCAGACUGUACCAGACGCUAAGCCCACCCCGAUUCGAUCGCCCCGCAAUUCCAUCAUCCGUAGCAACUCAGACUCCGGGUCCCGACCACGAAAGAUAAGUGUCUCCAAGAAGUGGGUCAAUCCCUUUGACACACCCCAUUUGAAGAAUGGCCGGACGAAACUCAUUGAGGGGAUGUCAUCGACAGCUCUUUAUGAACUACCAGGAGAGAUCUUGGAUUCUCUUCAAGCAAUGCUCCAAGAGGAUGAAGAUGAGGAAGCUGAGGCUGCCAAGGAGGAAUUGGAGAGAUGUGUGAGGCAAAGAUCCAAAUCUCUGCCCAACUCUCCUGUCAUCCAUCGGCAAGAACUCAAACUAGACGAGAACACAAACUAUGUACACUCUAACAUGGACAUCAGGGAUAGGAUGACUGUUGCUGACCGACGGAAAACUCUUUCACCAGGGUUUGUCCCCCCAGAUUGGCUUGGCCGGAUGGGCCGGGCUAGGAGUAAAACUGCUUCUGAGUUGAGCAAUCUUAAAAGUGACCCAGGCCUGGGAUCUCUCGGUGAGGACAAACUGGGCUUGAAAGGCAAGGAGAAUCAAAUCACUGAAGCAUCUGAAGAUGCCUAGCUUUGAAUCUUGACUUGAGCCCAGUGUGCAGUUGGCUGACAUCUGUGAAUAGGACAGCAGUAUUUGAGUAUUAAAUCCUCAUUCUACUCAGUAAGAUUCUACCCACCUUCCACUAUGCCUACAUAUUCUAUACAAGUAUUGACAAUAUUUUCAGCAUUUAUAGAUGUUUAGUGUCAGCUUUGCUUUUUCCUCCGACGUGUAUCAGUGGGCUGGUUUCGUGAAAGGAUCUCAGGCUAAGGAUUUCUUGAAAUAUGUCAGGUUGGGAUUUGGCCCAGGAUCAGAAUGUUACAGGCAGUUAAAUUAGAACUACUGGUAAUUAAUUUUUAAAUUGGAUAUGUGCAAGACACAUGUCUGUACUUCCCAAGGUGUGGCCAGACAAAAAAGGUUCAAUAUACAAAGAUGUUAAUUUCCAGACCCGCUUUUGUUGAAUUUAUUUUCCUCCAAAAAUAAACCUAGUCCAGGAAAGAAGAAGCGAGCAUCAAUCUGUGAUGGGAAAAAGGCAGCCAUAUUGGCAGAAAAGGCAGCCAUAUUGGCAGAAAAGGCAGCCAUAUUGGCAGAAAACCCAGCCAUAUUGGCAGAAAACCCAGCCAUAUUGGCAGAAAACCCAGCCAUAUUGGCAGAAAACCCAGCCAUAUUGGCAGAAAACCCAGCCAUAUUGGCAGAAAACCCAGCUGUCAUCAAUGCAAUGAUUUGGAAAGGGAGGUAAAUUAACCCUCUUAUAAAGGAACAGGAUGUGUUUUUCAAAUUCAAGUAUAUAGUUAUAUUUUAUAGUUUAUAGUUAUAUAUGGGGGGGGUGGGCUUUGUAUGCUUGCUUACUACUCCUUCGAGUCUGAUCCCCUUACAUUGGUUGGCCAAAGAAAAUGAAAAAAGUUCAAAUUCUAGUCGGGCAUUCUUUGAAAGGAAAACAAACCAAACGUCAGCUUUUUUUUCCUGAAAUAUGAACGGGUCAAAACCAAUAUCUAUGCCACUUGUGACAUGUAUUUAGGUUCAUGUACAGAAGUUUUUGUAUUAAUUGUGGACUUGAUCAUGGGAAUUUCAUCGUGGACAAAAUCACUGAGCCAUUAGAUGGCUUUCUGCCAGUGAUGACUUCAGGCUAAGUUCUCAAAUCUGUAUUAAAUACACUUUCAGAGAUUUGACAAAGAAGCUGUUGAACUUGUAGCACUGUUGCCAGUUGCCCUGAUUAUAAGUAGAGUUUUCCAGCUUCCAAGAAAUCUUUAUUUUCUAGAUUGUUUAGCCCAAACUCAUGGUGAAUUCUAUUUAAUGUAGGACAUUUUGGCAGAAAAAAAAUGGAAUUUUGUAAAACGCGUGAUUUCUUCCAAUUUGAGAUAUGUUCGUUCCUGUACAUUAAUUCGUUAUAUUGUUGCAGUCGUGUUAUAAUUACUUCAUACAUACAUGUACAUGUAUCUGCUUGUAAACAGAAGAACAUUACUGUCAUUGUGUGUUAAGUUGGUGUUAGAUUAAUGAUAUCAACAUGUAGAUAUGCAUGUUAUGACAUGGAGAAUAGAUCUGUAACAUUAUGACAUCUAGCUUUGUGUACAUGUACGUUUGCCUGUAGCAGUGAGAUAGGACGUGAUCCACUGAGGGCUCCCAUAGGAAAGUGCAUAUGUAAACAAAGUGUGACAUCAGGUGUGUUGGAUUGAAUAAGUGAUGAUUAUAUUCACUGAUAAUUGUACUGGUCAUUGGUCAGGGUGUCUGUGGCGGUGGCGUAUACGGGGGGGGGAGUUCUUUCACCCCCCCCCAGGAAAUUUUUGAGGUUUUGGGUGAGCAGGAAAGAAAGUACUGUGGGUCUAUUUAUUUGUCAAAUAUUAGUACCUAAUCCCUUAAAAAACCCACACCAGCAAAUAAAAGCAAGGAUGUCAGACUGUGAGAAAGGCUUCUGAUUUCUUUCCCUUCCAACAUCAUGUUGAAUCAGCCUGAAGCCCCAUUUGCUUUGAAUUUGCCCCCCGCCCCCACCAAAAGCUGGAUACGCUGCUGGUCUGUGGUCGUGUAUUGGUCGUGGUGUCAGUGGUCAUGGUAUUGGUCAGUGUGUCAUUACGUCUUACCUCAUGCCAAGGAAAGUAAAAAGUGACAAGGCAAUUUUUACAGCUUUCACAUGUCAUUGCUAUACCUCAAGGUUGUACAACUUGUCUUGGGCUGAUUUUUGUAACCGUUGUACUACUGUUAUUAUUAAGUGACUUAAUUUGACUUAAGAUACUGUUUGGUGAAGAGUUUGUUAUCUUGAGGAGAUUUUUCCACUGUUUUAGAAACCAAGUCCAAAACGAAAGGAAAAGUUAAAUGUUUGUUAUUUCCUUUUGCAAUAUGUUUAAUGUAUUAUUUUGCAAUAUUAAUUUACUUUGAUUGUGCUUGUGUGGUAAGCAUACGUGUUAAAUUUCAUAGGAAUUUAUUGGUGUUCAGGUUUUUCGUUUAGUUUUGUUUUGCCAUUACACAGUAAAAUACUUAAGUUUUUGGUAAGUUUUACCAGCUCUCAUCAAGAUAUAGAAAUACAUUAAAUGUAAAUCUGUGUCUUGAUGAUAGAUCACACUCUCCAGUUGAUCAGUUGUUUAAAGUACUUCAAGGAAUGUUUUUUCUGUUUAAAAAUGUGAACCUCGGGUUUAUUUUCAACUCAUUAUGCAAACCGAAGAAUAGAAAGUUAGAUACUAAGUGUACCAAUGCAGGGUUUUUUCAAAUGCAGAAUUUCUUAAUUUGCUGUUGAUGAUAGUAGUAGAAUUGAUCAGGGGGUUCAGACCAGGAAUUUUUUGGGGUGGGGGGCUGCUCAACACUUUAAGAAGAUGCAUAAUGCGUUUAGCAUAGAUCUGGUUCUAUCUUUCUAAUCUAAUCUAAUGUGUUGCUAGACGUAGCAGAAAUCAAGUAUUGGCAAUCGUUUAAAUCUGAGUAUUAGAGAGUUUGAAGAGAACCUCCUUUGAGAAAAUAACUUUUGCCCUGAAGUGAUUACUCUUAUUAUUAAUUUGUUGAUGAGUUUUGCACAUUUUGAUGUGGGUAAAUAGUUCUUUCUACAAUUGAUUUACGAGAAUGUCGUAGACCAUUAUGUAGUUCUUACCCUCUAUUUGAAUAAUUUUGAAUUUUCUGUUUACUUUAUACAUUGUCGGUCUUAUAUAAAGGCGAUGUUGAAUCCUUAUAGAAGCCAGAGACGACGAGAAGUAUUUGAAAGCCCCAAGGGAAGUUGAUGUUGCUGUCACAGGGAGUUUUCGAGGAAAAGAAAUCUCACGAAAUAGUUUACCUCCUCAGAAAAGGCGCAUACACUGGACAGAAAUAAAUUUGGUACGUUUAAAAUUUUUUUAAGACAUGGAAAUCAAACGGAUUGUUAAAACACAGUUCAAGAGGGGGAAUAUCGCAGGCGGGAAACAUGCAAUUUUUUUUUAAGUCCACCUGUAUGAUUGUGUGAAAUGAGACUUUUAGGCAUUUUCUUCCAAAAAUUGUGUGUAAUUAUAACUAUUUUGCCUUUUUUGGUGUGGAAAAUUAUAUCGAAUUGAAUCUGUCUGUAUUAUGUUAAUUUGUUUGGAAUUGCUUGUAAAAAAGUAUACUUGUACGAUAAGAGCCGCAUGAAAACAAAUGUAUAAUUAUCAUGUAAACCAUGUACAGACUAUAGAAAAAUAUAAAACGAUAUUGAUUUGAUUAGUACUGUGUUUUGGAAUGAUUUAAAUAAUUAUAUUUUUCUCAUGUUACUACAGACGUUAAAGGAAAAUAAACAGAUUACCAAAACGUAACUUGGA
This is a messenger RNA of Acanthaster planci (crown-of-thorns starfish), 5877 nucleotides long. Its product is annotated as dual specificity testis-specific protein kinase 2-like. Gene Ontology annotation, molecular function: ATP binding; protein serine/threonine kinase activity. The record is from RefSeq and is a predicted model, not a curated record. Gene Ontology annotation, biological process: actin cytoskeleton organization; protein phosphorylation. Gene Ontology annotation, cellular component: cytoplasm; nucleus. Lineage: Eukaryota; Metazoa; Echinodermata; Asteroidea; Valvatida; Acanthasteridae.